Penicillium angulare is the source of this 351-nucleotide messenger RNA. RefSeq lists its product as uncharacterized. Lineage: Eukaryota; Fungi; Ascomycota; Eurotiomycetes; Eurotiales; Aspergillaceae. The coding region runs from base 1 to 351 and encodes 116 amino acids. The record is from RefSeq and is a predicted model, not a curated record. The transcript has a single exon.
AUGUCCAUUAGAGAAGGAAGUAUCCCCUUUGACAUUUCCAAUGUGCGAGAGAAAUGUUUCACGUGGUACAGAGCGAUUGGCAACAUCAACAAGACACCACCGCUGAUCUUAGUACACGGAGGUCCGGGCGCUGGCUCCGACUACCAUCUCCAUCUUACAAAGCCACUCGAAGCUACAAGCAUUCCUUACAUCUUCUACAACCAGGUUAGCUGCUCACACUCAUCUCUCAUCCGCGAGAGAGCUGAAGACAAGAGUUUCUGGGGCUUUGAUGUGUUCUGUGCUGAGCUCGACAAUCUCGUGGACCACUUCGAGCUGCAAAAAGUUGGAUUCUCUAUCUACGGCCACAGCUGA